ACAGUGAUUCUCACUAUUUUGGGUAGUUUAGGGUUGUCGGGGAGGGGUGGGGGUAACAGCGGCUUACCAGUGCAUCAAAAGGGACAUGUUCAUCCAGACGAAGAGAAUAAGAAAUUGAGUGUGCGAGGUGUAACGAUAGCAUUAUGGUAUUUCAUUUCACGAGGACAUCAAGCUCAGGCGUUGAUGCCGUUUUGUUUCAAGACAUAUCCGAACAAAUCCGAUAACUGGAAUGAGCUGAUGGCUUUAUUUCGUUUGAAUCUUAUCGAGUUCACACCUGGUAUCGCAUUUUACCACAAUACUUAG
Molecule: messenger RNA, 303 nt
Organism: Anisakis simplex (herring worm)
Lineage: Eukaryota; Metazoa; Nematoda; Chromadorea; Rhabditida; Anisakidae
Source: the annotation of a GenBank genome assembly